AUGGCAGUGUCGGUAAUUUCAAGCGGUUCCUGUACACCGUCCAUUCUCAAAGUAGCUGGUAAUAGAAGCCGUGCUGUGCAGCAGCGCGUUCGCUUUCAGUUGCCCAAUGACCUGAGGGCUAUUUUGCUGGAUUUCAUCAACGAAAAGAGUUUGAAACCAUAUGAAGAAUUAGUUUGCAUUCUUAAAGAUUCAGAAAUUCAGGAUGAAGAUCUUUGUGAAUUGCUUCGUAAAUCAAGAGACUGCAUAUCUUUAUUGAAACAGGAUCUUCGUCAUUUUGUUGAAGCUAUACUUAACUUGAAAUGGGUGCACAGAACAGACAAAGCUGUCAGAGAAUUCCAGGGCUUUGUCUUGGAUCUGCUAUCUGCACAUACAUAUUACACAAAGUAUACGCUAGAUAAACUUGUUACUUCUUUCAAACCAGAUGAUGACAAUGAGUGGGUUAACAGUAUACCACCUGAGAAAGACAAAAGGAGCUUCAUGAAAAUCCAUGAUCUGAUAUCAGUCAUUCUGCAAGUUAUCCCUAUGUCAUCAGCUUUGUUAGUAAAAACAAUUAGGCAUCACUUUCCAUAUCUAAAGCGAAGUGCUCAUGAACAUGAGUGCUACAUUUAUAAUAUUCUCAAGGUUUUUGACUAUCAACCAGAUCUACGGACAGAUCUUCUUCUACUCGUUGCCAGCAGGUUGACAAUUUUGGAUGUAAAUGCACCAAAAGCAGCUAUAGAAGAAUUAGAAGAAGAGAAUGAACUCGAAAUUGACAUGGAUGACCAAGACGUAUUCGCUAUGGAUGAUAGUGAAGCCCAUGAAGAUCACAUGGCAAUUAAACCUCAAUCACCGCACAGAAUGAAACAUCCUAUCGCAAAUACAUUAGAUAUUAUAAUGGAGCGUUUAUUUCAGUACAUGCACACUGAAUGCCAUGAACUAAAAGACCCAACACUCCUGAAUUGGGACCGAACAAAAAAACUUUAUCAUGAAAUGUUGACAGUAUUUGACAAAAUGAUACUUCCAACUUACGCGUGUCAUCAUAUACAGUUUCUCAUGUUCUAUCUCUGCAGUUUCAAACAGGCAUUAGCCGAGUCUUUUCUUAAUUACCUGUGGCAAAAAGUUUGUUCUCCAAAUGUUGCACCAGUGAUUCGUCAGACAGCUGUCUUGUAUAUAUCCAGCCUACUGGCACGAGCUACGUACAUCCCGGUGUCGGUUCUGAAGAAUAGAAUCUCUGAUAUGGCUGUAUGGAUACAUAAUUAUAUAUCCAGUCAAGAUGGCCUGGAAAGUGUGAAUUCUGAUGUGCGUGUGCACACUGUAUUUUAUGCAAUUUGCCAAGCAUUUUUCUACAUCAUUGCCUUCAGGCAUAAGGACCUAGUAAACACAAAAUCAAAUUUGGUGUUCCUGCAGAGUCUGAACUUAACAAAGAUAGUAACAUGUCGGCUAAAUCCAUUGAAGGUGUGUCUUCCAGCUGUAGUGCAGAACUUUGCAGCAGUUACCAGAGCUUAUCAGCUUGCAUACUGCUACACCAUAAUAGAACAUAAUACGAGGAAUACCAUGCCAGUUGCACAACAAGAUGGACAUAUUGUGAAAGACAAGUCAGAGUUAGUUCUUCUGAACACGUUCUUCCCAUUUGAUCCUUACAUACUUUACAGAUCUGGAUGUGCCAUAACUCCAAUUUAUCGAGAGUACCAGGGUUCUGUAAGCAGUGAAGACAGUUACGAUAUGUCCCAUGAAGACAAGCAUCUUGACGAAUUUGAAGAAGACGACGACUUCUUGUCAGGCAGUAGUUUCGUGCCAAGCCCAGUUACCUAUCCAGAACUUUUCUCUUAUGGAUCAUCACCAGGAUUUAAGCACAUGUAG
This is a messenger RNA of Schistocerca piceifrons (Central American locust), 1839 nucleotides long. RefSeq names its product RNA polymerase I-specific transcription initiation factor RRN3-like. Gene Ontology annotation, biological process: transcription initiation at RNA polymerase I promoter. Gene Ontology annotation, cellular component: nucleus. Bases 1 to 1839 code for a protein of 612 amino acids. The record is from RefSeq and is a predicted model, not a curated record. The transcript has a single exon. Lineage: Eukaryota; Metazoa; Arthropoda; Insecta; Orthoptera; Acrididae. Gene Ontology annotation, molecular function: RNA polymerase I general transcription initiation factor activity; RNA polymerase I core binding.